Messenger RNA from Dermatophagoides pteronyssinus (European house dust mite), 2310 nucleotides. RefSeq lists its product as uncharacterized. Gene Ontology annotation, biological process: negative regulation of DNA-templated transcription. The record is from RefSeq and is a predicted model, not a curated record. Gene Ontology annotation, cellular component: nucleus. NCBI's taxonomy places the organism in Eukaryota, Metazoa, Arthropoda, Arachnida, Sarcoptiformes, Pyroglyphidae.
AACAAAAAUAUAGUGAUCAACAACGACAACAACAAAAUAAUUCGUAUCAAUCGGAAAUUAAGAAUCAACAAACAAACAAACAACAAUGCUCACCUCAACAACAUCAACAACAACAACAUCAUCAUCAUCAAAUCAAUAUCUAAGACCGGAAUAUCUACCACCGGUUUCAAGUCCGUUGGACGCAAAUAAAAGUCCAUUGGCAUUAUUAGCAAAAACAUGUUCAAAUAUUGGUAUUGAUCAACCAAACAAUAAUAAUAAUAAUAAUAAUCUAAAAUCAUUGAAUAAUAAUGGAACGGCAAAUUUAUCCAAUGGUUCAUCAUCAUCAUCAACAUCAUCAAAUAAUUCUUCCAAUAGUAAUGAUUCAAUAAAUCAUAAUAAUCAUAAUCGUCGUACGACACCAAAAAUAAAAUCUAAUGAUUAUUUUCUUGAUCAUCAUCAUCAACAACAACAACAACAUCACAAUCAUCAUUCAAAGCUCAAUUUUAAGCCUUAUGAAACUAAUAAUAAUCAUCAUCAACAUCAUCAUAAUAAUCAUAGAAAAUUAACAAAUGAAAGAGAUAAAUCAUCACCAUCAAAAUCAUUAACUUCGCCAAAUUCUUUAAAUAAUAAAGUGCCAUCACCAACAUCAUCGGAUAAUAAAAAUUCCUCAUCAUCAUCAUCAUCGGCACAACCAAUCAGUUAUACUAGUUUAGGUUUACCCGAUAUGCAUAAAGAUUCAUUGGCUGCAUUCUAUAAAGCAUAUGGAUUUUUAACACCAAAUUGUUGUCCAACAACAACAUCUGGAUCACCGUAUCCAUCAUUAAUGCCACCACCGAUUGCAUUGGAUAAAACCGGUGCUUAUCCAUCGAUAUAUCCACCAACACCACCGGCAACGGCUGCUGCUGCUUUAGCAGCAUAUAAUUAUUCACAAAGACUUAAAGGAAUGAUACCAGCUACCGGUACUGUACCGAAUCCACAUUGUCGUGAUCCUUAUUGUGGUGGACAAUGUAGUCCACUUCAUCAUAAUAGUCAUCAUAAUCCAUUGGCAUUGGUGGCCUUAUCAUCAUCUUCGACUUCUUCGACAACAACAUCUCCUCCUAUUUCUGUUAAUGGUACGAAUCAUAGAACGGAAACAAAUGGUCAUUCAUCUUCACAAGCUUCUUCAAACGGUUCGUCAUCAAAUUCAGCUUCAAAUACACCAUGUACACCAGCAACAUGUCCAAAUGGUUGUAAUCAAUGUGAACAUCAACGUUAUCUAGCCACAUUGGCUGCUGUAUAUGGAAAUUCAUUUGCCGCUUUGGGCGGUGGUGGAUACGGUUUAUUGCAAUCACCAUCGGCAGCAGCAGCAGCAAGUAAUGCUUAUGCAUCAUCGUUGGCCGCUGCAGCCGCAUUACAACAACAUCAUCAACGUAUGAUGGCAGCUUUAGCCGCAUCAGCAGCACCAACAGCUACAACAGGAAAUGUUUGCAAUUGGAUUAUUGGUGAUAAUCAUCAUUGUGGAAAACGUUUCAAUACAAGUGAAGAAUUAUUACAACAUUUAAAAACGCACACAUCAUCAACGUCAACAAAUAAUAUCAAUGAUACAUCUGCUAAUAAUAAUAAUAAUAAUAAUAGUCGUAAUCAAAGUUCAUCAUCACCAUUAAUUAACAAUCAUCAACAACAACAAAAUUCACCAUCAAUAGGUGGAACACCAUCACCAUCGGGUAGCCGUACAGGAUCAUCAUCAUCAACGGCCAGUCCAUCAUCAUCAUCUCAUAAUCAUCAUCAACAUCAUCAUAAUACUAAUAAUCGUUAUCAUCCUUAUUCAAAAUCAAUAAAUCUAUCAAAUGGUAAUUCAAAUACAGUUACUACAUCAUCUGCUUCAGGUACAACUAAUGUUUCAUUAGCAUCAUCGCUACCUCCUACAUUGAUGCCAUCAUUAUUUGGUCUAAAUGGUUCAACAACAAAUGGUAUUGGUUUAUAUGGUCAUCAACAACAUUUAACUGGAACAACAUCACCAUUUACAGCUGCAGCAGCAGCAGCAGCGGCUGCUGCUGCUGCUGGUUUACCAACAUCAUCCGCAUCAAAUUUUUAUUAUCCAUUUACGUUGGCACCACCACCAAAUUUUCUUGCCGGUCGUAUUGGACCACCGGUACCACCAUAAAGUUAAUUCUUCGAAAUAAAAAAGGAAAAGAAAUGUUCACACAAACACACAAACACCUUUCAAUAUGAUGAUUGCCUUUUUCUCUAAUUACACCUAUAUGUCAAUGUUGUUUGUAUUUUCUCUCUCAAUUAACGCCAUAUUGAUCUUUUUUUAGUUAUUAUUUUUUUCGAUUGAUUGAUUGAUUGAUU